Helianthus annuus (common sunflower) is the source of this 2055-nucleotide messenger RNA. Its product is annotated as zinc finger CCCH domain-containing protein 44. NCBI's taxonomy places the organism in Eukaryota, Viridiplantae, Streptophyta, Magnoliopsida, Asterales, Asteraceae. Gene Ontology annotation, molecular function: DNA binding. The transcript has 9 exons. The record is from RefSeq and is a predicted model, not a curated record. The coding region runs from base 1 to 915 and encodes 304 amino acids.
AUGGAUGGUUUCAAGCUUCUUGAACUCGUUGGGCUCGAAAUGGAUUUACCAGUCAUCAGGAACAAAGGUGGAGAUCAGAACGAGAAGUUGAACCGAAAACGAAAAGAUGAAGAAGUAGAAAAUGGUAAUGAAAAUGACGAUCCAAGGACAAAGAAGAAGCCAUGGGUUGUUUGGUCUAUUGAUCUCCAUAGAAAAUUCAUUUCUGCUAUUAAUCAAGUGGGCAUUGAGAAAGUUGUGCCUAAAAGGAUUCUUGAUUUGAUGAAUGUGGAUGGGCUUACUAGGGAAAAUGUAGCAAGCCAUCUGCAGGGAUUGCUUGAAAUGUACCAUGCUGAUUGUGUAGACUUUGAUGAGUCCAUUGGGAAAUCUAAAAGCCGGUUUAUAUGUAAUUGGCAUAAAUGUGAUACUUGUAAAAGAGCUUCAGAUUUCCAAUGCUAUUGCUGUCCAAAGAGUGUUUGCGGACGUUGUAUGAAAUCUGCCGAUUUUAUUCAUGUUAAAGGGAAGAAAGGAUUCUGUGAUCACAGCUUGAAGCUUACACUACUUGUGGAAGAAAAGAAAGAUGUUGAUUCUGAUGGGGAAACUGUAGACUUUAACAAUCGGAACACGUACGAGACUCUAUAUAAGGAAUAUUGGGAGAUUAUUAAUGACGCUGAAAAGUUGACUCUUGAAGAACUAUUAUCCGCCAAAACAAAACUGAAAUCUGGAAAAAAUAACGAUUCAGACCAAAAUGACGAAAGUGAUGAGUACCAAUGUUCGGAUUCUGAAGAAAACGAAGAAAAGAAACCACAUAGUUCUGAAAAGAAAUUGAAAAGUGCAAAGCCUGAACCGUUAGGGAAAAAAGUCAAAACAAUAGUCAAAAAGGAAGUCAAAGUCAAACAAGGAAGAGUUCAUGGGAUGGGGAUCAACGCGUGUCAUUGAAUUUCUUACCUAGAUAGGAAAAGAUACAUCUAUUGCAUUAUCUCAACGUGAGCUAGGAAACAUCGUUAAAAGGUACAGCCAGGAAAUGAAUCUAAUCCAAAAGAACAAGAUAGUCGAGUGUGACGAAUGGUUACGGAUGAUGACUUCUCUGAGGAAGAAUGUCAAGAUUUAAAAAAGAAAGUGAAAUCUGGAAUGCUUCAAAAGCUUGAGUUGGUAGCCUAAAAUUCUUGAAGAAAAGGCUAGGAGUCUACACGGGGACAUUGUGACACAUUGGAUUCCUCGAGAGCUUGGCAUAUUGAAACAUCGUAUCGACCAAGCAAACGAGAAAAGAUGGAGAAAAGAAUAUCCUUUUUUUAGUAAUUGACGGAACUUACUCUAUACUAAUCUAAAUUUAGGAGUGUUCACAGCUGGUUUUGACAAAAUUUCUCGGCAGAACCUCUAUGUAUGAUGUCACAAUAUUGCAAACCCAUCCGGAAUCAUUCGGUUACGCUGUUUGGAUAGAUUGAACCGGUUGUUAUAUUUAUAUUUUUCAAAUUUGUUUGUAUUAAAUUCUUAAAAAUUAUUGAAAUAGUUCAUGAACAUGCAAAAUAGCGAUGAAACUGGAUAAUUUUUUUGGUUCCCUGGAGCAGCUAGAAAAGUCAAGAAAACCAUCUAUUGUCAAAAGUCCAAGUCAAUUGUUUGACUUUAGUAAAGAAAAGUCAAGCAUGGAUGAUAUGAGCAAGGUGGAUGUUGAAGACAUUGAAAGCUCUCAGUGGUUUGUUACAUGGCUGAGGGGUGAAAAGGUGGGGCCUGUGUCGUUAUCGGUGCUCAAGAACUGGAGUCAGACCCAAGCUACAUCAAAAUCUAUGAUUUAUAAGAUAAGUGAAAGCAAAGAACAGGCCAAGCCACUGACUGCUGUGCUGAAUCUUGCUUUUUCGAAAAAAUGAUCAUGUUUUCAGGUGUUCUUUUGAAACUUAAGUUUUGACUUUGCUAAAGUCAAAGUAGUAUGUGCAGUUUAUGAGUCUGUUUUUAGUGGUGGUAUUAUAUAAGAGCAAGAGACUAGAGGUUUUGGAAACAUGUUGUUCAUAGUCUAAGAACAGGUAAGACUGGUCUCAUUGUGUUGUUCAACUCUCUGCGUAUUUUAGUUGUUUUGGGUUUUAA